CGAAAAUUUCUGUUACACAGUUGAGAGUCAACAUCAUGAACAUGAUGUUGUGUUGGGUUCAAGUUGGUUUAUUUUUUAUUUUACUCAAAGAUGCCUCUACAUUUACAGAUAGCCCAAAGUACGACUAUGAAAUCAAGUACAUAACCAUGAAAGUUGACCACUUUGGCUUUGCCAAUGAUGAUACAUUUGAGCUGCGCUACCUGAUCUCCAAGGAGCAUUGGGAUGAGAAUGGAGGACCAGUCUUCUUCUACACUGGCAAUGAAGGCGACAUAACCUUAUUCUGUGAAAACACAGGCUUCAUGUGGGAUAUUGCCCCACAAUUCAAGGCCAUGGUUGUCUUUGCAGAGCAUCGAUUCUACGGCAAAUCCAUGCCUUAUGGAAACCUAUCUUAUUCGGAUGCAGCUCACAUGGAUUCGUUCACAUCAGAACAAGCCUUGGCUGAUUAUGCGGUUCUCAUAGCUUACCUCAAGUCGAGCAUUCCCGGUGUAUCACACAGUUCUGUCAUUGCAUUCGGUGGUUCGUAUGGUGGGAUGCUGGCGGCCUGGUUCCGCAUCAAGUACCCACAUGUCGUGCAGGGUGCCCUGGCUGCAUCAGCUCCCGUGCUCCAGUUUGAGCACUACACGCCCUGCGACGUCUUUAACACGAUCGUCACCAAGGACUUUGCGUUGGCCGGUGACUCCUGCCCAAAAGCUAUACGUCGGUCCUGGGACGCCAUCACCAGGCUUGCCAAAUCCUCUGGUGGUCUGCAGUAUAUCUCCCAAGCUAUGCAUCUAUGUAAGCCAUUGAAGAAAGAUGCAGGUGCACUUAAAAGCUGGCUCACGGAGGUCUAUGGAAACCUGGCGAUGGCAAACUAUCCGUACCCAGCCAGCUUUCUUUCGCCAAUGCCUGCGUGGCCAAUCAAGGCCGUGUGCUCCAAACUCACAGACCCCGGUCUUCAUGACAAACAGCUCAUAGAUGCACUGUUCAAGGGCAUUUCUGUCUACUUUAACUACACCGGUGCUGCAGAGUGUCUCGACGUAUCACAGGCGACCACUGGUGCCCUUAGUGAUGAAGGAUGGGGCUACCAAGCAUGCACAGAGAUGACGAUGCCGUUCUGUGCGGACGGGGUAAAUGACAUGUUUGAGCCGAGCGAGUGGAACCUACAGUCAUACUCAGACGACUGCUACAAGAAGUGGCACGUGAGGCCACGGCCGGACUGGGUGCCUCUGUACUACGGUGGUUACAACAUCACGGCUUCCAGCAACAUCAUCUUCAGUAAUGGGAAGUUGGACCCGUGGUCGGGAGGCGGGAUCCUAAAGUCCCUGUCGGACACCCUCGUCGCGAUCAUCAUUGACGAGGGCGCUCACCACCUGGAUCUGCGUGCGAGUAACAAGGACGACCCUCCGUCCGUCAUUGCCGCCCGGAAACAGGAGGUGGAGAUCAUUCGACGGUGGCUAGGGGAGGCAGCAGGAUGGGAACAGCAUGCGCAGGAUGGACGCAGGCUAGUUGUACACGACUCGCAGGUCAAGAGAGAGCAUCUGUGAUCUAUAUGUUGCCGAGAAACGAAGUGCCUACCUCCGUUGACACGGACGCGAGUGCUGUUGGAAUUCUUCUUCUUCUUUUUCUUCCUCUUCUUCUUCUGCAUCUUCUUCCUCUUCUUCCUCUUCUUCUUCUUCUUCUUCUUCUUCUUCUUCUUCUGCCUGUUCUUCUUCUUUGUUUUCUCCGUUGUCGUGGUCUGUUUUUCUUCUUCUCUUGUUUUCUUCUUUUUGUUCAUAUUUUGUUCUGUCUGAGAGCUUCUCUCAGGGAGACGUUUUCAAGCCCUUGUGAGAAAACCCUAAACUAACAAACUAUACUUGUAAUGGUAAUGUCUAAACAGCUCUAAACAGUAGUCUAAUUAGAAAACAAGAUAUUGUAACUCUGUAACUGCGCAAUAGAUAGCGCUGAGAGUGCUGGCAUUUACUCCUAGCUGUUGUUGCAUCAUGAUUUAUCAACCAUGUCUUAUUCUGUCUGAUCAUCCUUUAUUUUUGCCUUAGUUGCAAUAUCAUAUGAAAUUCUAUAACUGACGUAAAACAGGUUUGGAUCGAUUCUGGGUAAAAGAAGAGUGAAUGGUAUUUUGUUAAUAAACAUAUCAAUGAUCAAGCAUAUAUAUA
This is a messenger RNA of Priapulus caudatus, 2129 nucleotides long. RefSeq names its product lysosomal Pro-X carboxypeptidase-like. Gene Ontology annotation, biological process: regulation of blood vessel endothelial cell migration; angiogenesis involved in wound healing; proteolysis. The transcript has 9 exons. NCBI's taxonomy places the organism in Eukaryota, Metazoa, Priapulida, Priapulimorpha, Priapulimorphida, Priapulidae. Bases 36 to 1523 code for a protein of 495 amino acids. The record is from RefSeq and is a predicted model, not a curated record. Gene Ontology annotation, molecular function: serine-type exopeptidase activity; dipeptidyl-peptidase activity.